AAUCAAGCACCGAAACUACAAAUAACAAUAUCAUCAGAGGGCAAAACAGAGAGAAGAGAUAGUCUAUCUAUAAGAGGUUUCGAAAAGAUGCAAAGGAGUGGUGGUUCAAGGCCGGCUAUGGCUACUCCCAAGGUGGAAACUGUGGUGAAGCUGCAGCAGGAACAACAGCCCAAGAAAGAAGCUGCUGCCAUGUCUGCUGCUGCUGCAGUUGGUCCGGCGCCGACCACAACCUCUGGUAUGAACAACAUCAAGCAGGAGGCUAGGAAAGUGGUAGCAGCUGCUCCGGUGUACCAACGUUGCAUCGGCGGUUGAUGUUUGUCAAGGCAAAAAAUCAAGGACGUGGGGAGUCAAGUCAUGGGGUUAAUUAAAUAAUACUAGAAUAAGAUGGGGGGAGCAGAGAGUGUUCGCUUUUAGUUGUUUUUAUUUUGGGAUGUUUGGUUUUGUGUUGCAUUUCCGAAGACUAUGAAUCUUGAAUAAUAUGGUUUAAAAUGU
Linum trigynum is the source of this 492-nucleotide messenger RNA. The record is from the annotation of a GenBank genome assembly. Lineage: Eukaryota; Viridiplantae; Streptophyta; Magnoliopsida; Malpighiales; Linaceae.